Molecule: messenger RNA, 591 nt
Organism: Pseudopodoces humilis (Tibetan ground-tit)
Lineage: Eukaryota; Metazoa; Chordata; Aves; Passeriformes; Paridae
Source: RefSeq, a predicted model, not a curated record
AUGCUCCACCAGAAAGGCGGCACCGACCAGGACCCGUGCCAGCUCUCCUCGGGCCACCAGGGCUGGACACGGCCCAGCUCCAGCAGUGCCACCCCCGAGAGCUGUCACCACCCCGGCACCCUCAGCCACGACACCGAGGGCUCCUGCCAGAGCCCACCCCAGGGCUGCCCGGCCCAGCCCGGCUGCUGCCCGGCCCCGCAGAGCUGCAAGCCCCGGCGGCGGGUGGAGGUGAGCCCGGUGCCCCCCGUGUGCCCCCCGCCCGUGAAAAUCCACCGCCGGCCGCUGGAGCAGCACCGCCCGUGCCCGCCCUGCCCGGAGCCCCAUUCCUGCGGGAAGCCUCGCCGGAGAGUGGAGCAGAGUCCUGAGCGCGAUGAGGAGCCCCCGGUGGUCCUGCAGCCCCUGCCUCUGCAGCAUCGCUGCCCCCGGCCCCUGCCCUGCUGCCCCCGGCCCCUGCCAUGCUGCCCCCGGCCCCUGCCCUGCUGCCCCCGGCCCGUCCAGCGCUGCUGCCGGGCCGCUGUCCCCCUGCCACCGCAUCCCGGCCAGCAGCAGCAGAAACAGCUCACCCUGGUGCCGCUCUGCGUGAAGAACUGA